Messenger RNA from Anopheles merus, 2275 nucleotides. RefSeq lists its product as uncharacterized. The transcript is spliced from 2 exons. The coding region runs from base 191 to 1006 and encodes 271 amino acids. The record is from RefSeq and is a predicted model, not a curated record. Lineage: Eukaryota; Metazoa; Arthropoda; Insecta; Diptera; Culicidae.
GCGGCGGGACAAUGCUGCGAUCAUAGUAGCCACUUGCGUUCUUUUCGCCAACCAUGCUGUCAUACACUCGCAACACUUGCAUUUUUCAACGACCAACCGGAGGUGUUAGUUCACUUCAGGACUUGCCCAGUACAGUUUUGUUCGUGAUUUGAUGGUGAUUUUGUGUUCUUUGUGCCGAUAAUACGUAGCGAUGGACCACAAGGCGGCCUUAAAGCGGGUGGGCAACCGGUUGCGCGCAACUCGCAAAGCGAACCUUGCAUUUUUGGAAGUUUGCGGCGACUACCUGUGGCACGGAUCGGACGACUGCUGGCCGGUGGAUGUGCCGUACGAAAUCGGUACUGAUGAUGCAGUGAAGCCGGAAGUGUUCGACUCGUUCGCCGAUUUUCUGGCAGCGCUGCACAACACGAAGGUGCCGUCGGAAUUCCUGGAGGAGUUUGUACUGUGCGAAAGGGCGUCCGCCGUUAUGAACGACUUCGACGCAAUGGAGUACGACCUAAGGCCGACGAUCCAGCGGGCCGGCAAGCGGCCGGAACUGCUGCAGGGCAUCGAGCGGGGCCAGUUUGUGCGAGUGGCCCGCGUGCUGCGGGAAGUUUGCCACCGUCGGCAGCUAUUCGAGCAGCUUCGCUACGAACUGAUGGAGCUAUACAUUGUGAUGAAUCACGACCCGGCCUCCACCGACGACGAUUCGGAUGAUGACGGCGAUGGCGGGGCAGCGGUGGGGCGGUCCGCGCAGCCCUCCAGGAUAGUCCAUUCGAUCGGCACAGGGAAGAAAAAAUUGUGGCUCUUUUCGCUGAAUCUGAAGAUAACGUCACUCGCGCAGGAUGUGGACUAUUUGACAAAUUUGCUGGCGUUAAUGGAGACGGGAAAGGGAACGUCCCAUUUCUCGGCCUUCUCCUUUUCGGCUAGUCCAACUUCCCUCAAAGUGUCGAGAAAAACGAUCCGACAAAGUGUUGCAAAACGGAUGAAGAUGGAGGAACAGAACAUGAACCCGGACGGCACUGCGUAGGCGAAGGAUGUUACUUGUUGCAUAUUAUAUAGAGCGUUAUCUUAUUCAUUAUUCUAACUCGUUCAUAACUUCGUUAUGAUGCGUUACCAGCCUGCCUUAACCUAACAUUGUAGAACGACGCGGGUCUAGAUUUUAACAGAUUUUCCCUUUUAAUAAACUUCGGACACGUUACAUACAUGAGGGGGCGUACAAAUUGUGUUUUCAUAUAAAUUCUGUACUACAAGCUUAGGUAAACAUACACCCAACGGCCAGUUUGAGUUUAAAACCACAUACGGUCCCGCAUUCGAGCACUCCGUCUGGCUACAAUCGAGCAGAAAUUUGUCAACAAACCAAAGCCGCUUACGGUGUGCAAGGUGCAGCUAUGGUUCUCCUCCCUCUAGCGAAGUCAGUAGCGAAAUGUUUUAGCCAAAAAGUAAGCAUCCAUGGCACGAUGGGUCCGUGGCGCUCGAUAUUCAAGAAACCUCGGGGCAAGGAUGGCUAACAGCAGCAGGAUUACAUGAGCAAGGACAUGAAAAAGAGGCUGAAAAUGGACCAGCUCGAGCGACUCGUAGGAGGAGGGGCGAGCAGUUGGCGAGGAUGGAAUUGGGCUCGAGGAUCUGGCGGUAGAGUUUAACGGCCAGCUGGGCCGGACCGUGACUGACGGUGCGGACGUGAGAUCGGAAGCGAGCGAAUCUGGAGAAGUCGGAAGCAAGCACGAGGAGUUGCUGGAGAAGGAAGACUCCAACGACCUGUCGACGGACGACGAUGCAGACGGAGCGGAGCGAUGUCCAUACAUGCUGCGCGUCGGACGUGAUCAUCGCGUUGCCGCUCGGGAUGAAGGGCGAGUAAUACCGGUACUACGACUUCUUGCAGAGCAUCGAGCUGCUCAUCGUCGAACUGGCGGAGGUACGGAGUUUGAGAAACCUGGAGUCGGAGUCAUCCAGAGAGGUCGUCAUUUGAAGUUGUCUGGAGUCGUCCGGUGUCGGCUGAAAUCGGAACCGUCCGAAGUUGGCCGAAGGCUGAAGUCGCGGUUGUCCGGAAUUUUAAAUAUGAUCUAUUUUCACUAAGACUAGUAGGUUUUGAGUCGCUUGAAGACAGCAGGAGUCGGAGUCGGAGAUGAAAUGACUGGCCACCAAAAACAUUACCCACCUACGAACGACCCUGAUCUUUAUGACUUCAGACGACUCUGGAUGACUCCGGACGGCUCCAGACGAUUCCCAAUUGCUCCGAACAAUGCUGGAACGACCUACCUUCCGGAAUUGGUUCCAAAAAUUCCAAAGUUGGAUUGUA